Molecule: messenger RNA, 510 nt
Organism: Camponotus floridanus (Florida carpenter ant)
Lineage: Eukaryota; Metazoa; Arthropoda; Insecta; Hymenoptera; Formicidae
Product: protein ALP1-like
Exons: 2
Coding region: 1-510 (169 amino acids)
Source: RefSeq, a predicted model, not a curated record
AUGAAAUUUAUUGAUGUAUUUAUUGGAUAUCCUGGAUCUGUGCAUGAUGCCAGAGUAUUCAAAAAUUCAUCAUUACGUAAUGACCUCCAUGAACUUUGCGGUAAUAAUUAUUAUUUGUUAGGAGAUAGUGCAUAUCCUUGUUUGACACACUUAAUGGUACCUUAUAGAGAUAAUGGUCAUUUAACACGGGCACAACGAAAUUUUAAUAGAAAAUUAAGUUCUUGCCGUGUUAUAAUAGAAAAUGCAUUUGGAUGCCUCAAACAGCGAUUUCGACAAUUGUAUCACCUAAAAUUAAGAGAUAUUGUCAGAAUGGUACGUGUGAUACAUGCAUGUUGUGUACUUCACAACAUGGCGAAUGUGGAAGAUAUGGAAUUUUUUGAACCACCUAUAAAUAAUGAAUAUCCUGACAUGGCAGCGCUGGGUCAUGUUCAAGAAAUGGAUAUACAAAGGGAACAUGAUAAUGGAAUACAUAUUCGUGAUGAAUUAUGUCACAGAAUAUCUGGUGAAUAG